GGUUUUAAGGGCUGGUGAUACUCUGUGACCCAAUAAAAUUUAAUAUUAUUUUUACGUCAUUGGUUGACCGAUAUUAUAAUUAUGUACCCGAAAACAUAACAGCAACAAGAACAAAAUUCAGAUUCAGAUUUAGUUAGCCAUGACAAGAGCUUACAAAAUGGAAGUGACUGAAGUAAGGUUAUGCGUUAUGUUUAAUUUUAAAUGACGUUAAUGGUAAUUAAACAAAAGUUUUUUGUUUCUAAAAUGUGUUGAAAAUGAACUUAAGGCAUAGAAUUAUCUAAAAUAGAGAUUAGAAGUACCUGCUCACCUUUUUAAAGCAUAAGUAUGUCGUUUUCGAACUCGAGCAUGUCGGCUGGGACGAGUGUGAUACGGCCUCUGGCGUCGCAGCAUGACCAGUUGGCGGAGUUGAGACAAUUCAUGGCCGGAACAUCAGAAAAGGCCAACACUCAUCCUCUCGAGCUCACUAGGAGAGCUCUCUCACUUCUAAAAACUUUCCCAACUUCCCGAGACUUUGUGCUGGAGUACUUCUGCUCUAUCUUUUGCUCUGCGGUCGAUAGUCAUAUAAAUGCUCAAGUUAUCAAGACUGUAGCAAGCAAAGAAGAAGAGGCAGUGUCGUCCGAUGACGUGGUCAUAUCUGAGAUACGCAGUGUACUGUGCAACUUUGUUAGCUACAAUCCUGAAGCUUGGGCACCAACUAUUUCUUCAUGGUCACUUGAAUUACUAGGCUCGCUAUCCAGUAAAUACUCUAAACAAGUGUUCGCGCAGACGAACGGCGGCCUGAACGAAGGCAUGCAGCUGUGGAUGUCGUGCCCGGCGACACGCACGCUGAUCGACAUCAACACACAGUGCCUGUCAUGCCUGAUGCACUCGAACACGGACGCGUGCAUCAGCGCGCUGCUAGACACAAGCGUGCGCCACAGUCCGCACUUCGACUGGGUGGUGGCGCACGUUGGCAGCUGCUUCCCGCACACUGUCAUCACACGCGUGCUGUCGUGUGGCCUGCGACACUUUGCACUCAACAGCGACGAGUCCAAGCUCAACUCUGUCGUCGGCAUACUCGGCCAUUUGGCCGGCAGUCAUUUCGCUGACAUCAGGAAGGCACUGCUCGAAUUGUUUCAGUGGAGUAUGAAAUUGAAUGAAGAUAGUUUGAACAUAGACACUGAUCUGAUGAAGGAGCAAUCAGCGACUGUUCCCUACCUUCUGAAAUUAGCAGCUCUUUCGCCAACGCUGCUCAGGGCUCUCAGUGCUGAUGCGCUUCAGUCAUUGAACAGUGACGUGCUUGACGACCUUGCACAGAACAAAGGAAAAUUGUGGCUGAAUUUCUUCGAAAGUGAGCAAGUGCUUCUGGAUCUUGUUGUGCAUCUGAUGUUGAACAGUGAAGAAGGUAGUGAUCACCUCAUAACCCUCCUGCUUCAGUCAUCCGAGCAUCCCAAUCGCAAAGUUCAAUCAACAGCUCUCUACUUAUUAGAACUUUUGAUACUUGAGGCUGAUCAACUGAUUCGCAUCAAAAGAGCUUCAGUAGCGUUUCUCAAUUGCGUUCAGAAGAAAUUGAGUAUACUGCAGCAGCUGCUCCUCAGCAAACAACCUCUACACCUCACAACUGCUGUCCGGCUACUUACCUUGCUAGGUCAACAGAACCCUAGUGUUUUGCCGGGCAUAAUUUGUUAUGCGCUGAUGCAACCAAUGACAGACGAGCAGCGUGCUGCGGCCAUCGAGGUUGUGCGCACGCGCCAAGACCAGGAGUGUUUUGCACAGAGCAUCACGUUGGCGCUGCGAUCCUGUCACGAACUCGAGACCGGAAUGCCCGAGCAUCUAUGGAACAACUUGGAGAAGCUCAUCAAAAAUGAAAACCACAAGAAGGUGACAUUGCGAAGCUUGUGGCCGAACCUUGGAGCUUUUGCGACCAGCCUUUGCGAGUGCUCUUCGCCCGAGACUGCGUGCACAAUCGCCACCGUUCUCGAUCUGGUGCUCGAUUCGGCGCAACAAGAACUCUCCACUCAGCUGGUUCUCUGGCUCAUCGAUGCUUCUGUCACAUUUUUCUACAAUUGCCUCAAUAUGAAAGUUGGAUUUGAAAGAUCGAAAGGAAUCCAUACAGCUUCCCAACUUCUACAAAGACUGUCUAGAGGAUCCAAUGUAAACAGAGCAAUAGCAUUGAGAGAGUUAUUGGAGUCGGCGCUAUUUCAGCCUCCCUCGUAUCUGUUUGGAGCCACCGGACCCGUCUCCACUUCGUUCCCAACCAGCUCAACAUCAUUCUCCCUAUUGCAAGAAAACCAAAAACAGGGUACAAGUAGUCUGAUAGCGCACCGUCAUUCGUCGGUAUUCCACGCUGGUAUAAUAGGAUGCGGCCUGCGUAACGAGCCGACCGUGCCCGAGAUCAGUGAGCACCAGAUUGCGGUCAACACGCAGAGCCUCAUCGCCAUGCUGAGGUCCUGCUGUCUGGUCGAGAACACCCAGGAAUCGCUGGACGCUGUCAUAUCACUUGCACUGCUCUUGGUCGAACUCAUCUCACCCGACGUCAUGUACAAUGGCCUGCCAUGGCCCGAAGAAGAUUUCUGCAAGGUGACGGUGGAGCGAGACCUGUGCAUUAGACGACUGUUCGGCGCGGUGCCGCUGCUGUGGUGGGUGUUGCGACUGAUAGCCAGCCACCGGCCGGCGCUGUGCUACUGUUCGGUGCUGCUGCGAGCCGUGGCGGCCACCCUGAUUGGCCAGUGGUCGACGGCCGGCCAACAGCGACAGGCGCCCGGCCAGGACCCAGUUCUCAUCAGCACCACCACCUCCCUCCUCCAGGUCAUGGCGCUCGGCCAACUGCUGCCACCCCCGCUCUCCUCGCUCGCCGACAUCGUACCACAUCUACCGCCUUUCCAGGUGGUGUCGGUACUGCGUGACUGCGUGUGGAACUACAUGCGUGACCACGUGCCUUCGCCGGCCCUGUUCGCACGCGACGCCAGUGGAGUGAUGUGGCGCGACCCGGCUCUGGCCCGCCCCGCCAAGCAGUACACCGAAACCCUCCGCAUUAUUAUGCAGAAAAAUAUCGGGGUCUUUGGACCUCUAUAUUCGCUCCUUUUCCUCAAUUCAACUAAUGAUUCCUAGCUCUGAAACAAAUGCACCAUUCACGAACAUAGUACAUUCUUGAACUCCACACUUUUGUUAAACCUGAAAGAUUUGAUAUGCAAGGAACGAGUUUUUUUAUUAAGUAAAAAUUUAUUCUUGUAUCAAGUUUAAAUUAAGAAUCUUUGUAAAUUUGAAUAAUUGAGCUUGAUAUUAAGACGAUAAUUCAUCAAUUAUUACUGUAUUUGUUUUAUUUUAUAAAGAUUAUACUGUAUAUACUGUACACAAUUAUUUUAAUCAAUUUUAGUUAGAUGUUCCUUUCACUGCUACAAUUUGUAAUUUAUUCAUUGAUUUCGAGGCCUCAUAUGGAAUUGUUGAUGCUUGUGACACACUAUUACAAUACAGUUUGUAUAUGACGAAGGAGGAUUUUUACAAUAAAUUUGUAAAAAUAUAAUUAUAAAAAACUCAUAUUUUGACA
Nilaparvata lugens (brown planthopper) is the source of this 3526-nucleotide messenger RNA. It is a transcript of the gene omd, whose product is annotated as integrator complex subunit 5. The record is from RefSeq and is a predicted model, not a curated record. Gene Ontology annotation, cellular component: integrator complex. Gene Ontology annotation, biological process: snRNA 3'-end processing. The coding region runs from base 325 to 3090 and encodes 921 amino acids. Lineage: Eukaryota; Metazoa; Arthropoda; Insecta; Hemiptera; Delphacidae. The transcript has 13 exons.